AUGGCCACUACUACCGUAGAAUCAAUUGAUAAUAAUAACAACACAAAUCAUGGCUCAAGUAGCUCAGCUUCAAGAUACAAUAACAACACAAAUCAUGGCUCAAGUAGCUCAGCUUCAAGAUACAAUGGAGGUAGAAGUCGUUAUCGUGGGCGAGGCAACUCACGGGGCGGUAGAGGCUCUUUUCGAAGUAAUCCUCAGCACAAGCAACGCUCUAACAGAAGUGGUCAUCAGCCAAUAUCAAGCUACAAUCAAGGAGAUAUUGUGGGUCAUAAUAAAAAUGUUAGUGAUAGCAAUGAGUUACAACAGCAUAACUCACGACACAAAGAUACGAACAAUGAAUCGAAGGUUGUCUCUGAUCCCAAGGGCAAGGGAUUAGCAAUUAUCACAGAAUCUUCAAUUACAUCAAAUAAUGAUUCAAAAACUUCUCGAACUUCUAUACGUUCAAAGAAAUCCUCCGUUUCUAAAUUUUCUCUCGAUGAAAUUAAAGAUUUGUCUACCUCGAUAACUUACGGUUUAACUACAUCUACUUAUGAAUGUAUGAUUUGUUGCGACGUUAUACGGCCUAGUAAUAAGACAUGGUCUUGUGGAGUUUGUUGGGCGGUAUUUCAUUUGCAAUGUACGCAAAAGUGGGCUCAAAAGUCAUUUAAUGAUGCUGGUUCAUGGCGUUGUCCUGGAUGUCAAAACAAAUCUGAGAGUAUUCCUGAGGUUUACAAGUGCUUUUGUGGCAAAGUAGAAAAUCCAAAAUUUACGCGAUUUUUAACCCCUCAUAGUUGUGGUAAUGCCUGUAAAAAAAAUAGAGAUUGCACACAUGAUUGUAUUCAGCCAUGCCAUCCAGGGCCAUGCCCACCUUGUUCGGCCAUGGGUCCUAUUCAAUACUGUUUUUGUGGUCGUAAGACAUAUCAACUUCGUUGUAUCGAAAUCGAUCAUACUGCUGGUAAAUCGUGUGAGGAGGUUUGUGGGAAGUUAUUGGAUUGUGGUAAACAUUAUUGCAAAAAGAAAUGCCAUCCAGGAGAUUGUGCGCGAUGCGAAGUAGUUGAAUUACAAAAAUGUUAUUGUGGACAGACAGAACGAGAUGCAACGUGCGGUGACGGGGUGGCAUUUCAUUGUUACGGAGAGAAAACCAUCGAAUCAUUGCAGGAUUGGACUGGGUUCUUCUCAUGUAAAGAAAAGUGCAAUCGCUUGCUAGAAUGCGGCCAUCAUUCAUGCACAAAACCAUGUCAUCCAGUAACGGAAGAACCUGAGCCUUGCGAAUUAAGUCCUUCACGUGUUCAUAAUUGUCCUUGUGGUGCGAAUACUAUAGAGUCGCUUCUUGGUCAUAAGCGAACUUCUUGCACUGAAGAAAUUCCACUCUGUAAUAACAUUUGUUCGAAAACAUUUCCAUGUGGACAUAAAUGCCAAGAUACAUGCCAUCAUGGGAAUUGUAAACCUUGUACAACUACUGUACAUGUCAAAUGUCGAUGUGGUAGUAAAACGUUUGAACGUGUCUGUUCCGAAGUUUCUAGUAAAGCAGGAGACGAGGAAUUAAUAUGUGAUAGGAUAUGCAGAGGUCUUAGAACCUGCGGUAAACAUCAAUGCAGUGUGCGUUGUUGUCCAUCAGCUAAUAAGAAAUCUUCGAAAAGUAGAGGUAGCGCUCCACAUGAGGAGUAUGAUGUUAAUCAUCAGUGUGUUUUAGUGUGCGAGGCCUCAUUUGAAGAACUGACAUGUCAUUGCGGACGUACAACUCGUGAUCCUCCGAUCCGAUGUGGAACUAAAAUCCAAUGCCCUUAUUCAUGCGUAAGGGUACCAUCUUGUGGUCAUCCAAAUGUCCCACAUGGAUGUCAUGGGGAUGAAGAAUCAUGUCCUCCAUGUGCAUUUUUGGUUAGCAAAAAAUGCACAUGCGGUAAAUCUGUGGUAAAAAAUAUUUCUUGUCACAAGUCUAAUGUCAGUUGUGGACAAGUUUGCGGUGUGCUAUUGCCUUGUGGCGGACAUCACUGUAAACGUGUAUGCCAUUCUGGAGAUUGUCUCAUAGAACAGCGAUGUACUCAGACGUGCGGAAAGCCCAAAGCCUGUGGUCACCCUUGUUCUUCGACAUGCCACGCGCCAACAUCAUGUCCUGAUACUGCAUGUCAGUCUAAAAUGAUGAUUAGUUGUAAAUGUGGACAUUCCUCCAAAGAGGUCAUCUGUAAUGCAACCAAGGAAACAGCAGAAGAAAUUAAACGUAGUCAAUUAGAAUGUGAUAAUGCUUGUGCCAUGGCCGAGAGAAAUCGAAAGUUGGCUAACGCGUUGGGGCUGUCUGAUAGAAUUGUUGAAGGGCCAUUUGCCCCUAAGUACGACGAAGAGUUACUUAAGUACUUUGGCGCUAAUAAAGAAUGGGCAAAAAAUAUUGAAUCCACACUGGGAGACUUCAUUUUGAAGUCAGAUAAACCCACACUGAAUCUGACACCUAUGAAAGCACCACAUCGUGGAUUUAUUCAUGGACUCUGUGCACACUAUUCACUAAAGUCAGAAAGCGUUGAUGUUGAACCCUUUAGAAGCGUUAUAAUUAAGAAAAAGGCUGAUUCCGCAAUUCCACUAGUGCUACUAUCUCAAGCCUUUGCCAACCACGGAAAAACAAACAUACACUCAUUAGCUACCUCAGCAACAUCGACAACAUCAACACUUGAAUAG
Dentiscutata erythropus is the source of this 2646-nucleotide messenger RNA. Lineage: Eukaryota; Fungi; Glomeromycota; Glomeromycetes; Diversisporales; Gigasporaceae. The record is from the annotation of a GenBank genome assembly.